This is a messenger RNA of Dalotia coriaria, 2390 nucleotides long. RefSeq names its product probable cytochrome P450 49a1. The transcript is spliced from 5 exons. Gene Ontology annotation, molecular function: iron ion binding; heme binding; oxidoreductase activity, acting on paired donors, with incorporation or reduction of molecular oxygen. The record is from RefSeq and is a predicted model, not a curated record. Bases 638 to 2071 code for a protein of 477 amino acids. Lineage: Eukaryota; Metazoa; Arthropoda; Insecta; Coleoptera; Staphylinidae.
CGCUUAUCGCAUAAAAUGUUGCUGAACUUGCUGACACGUUGAGAACAAUGUGUCCGAAUUUCAUUGGCAUGCCCGAAUCGUUUGUUGGUCACGACAACCUCAAUGCAUGUGUAAUUUAUUGCCUUAUAAAAAAACAUGCUGAAACACAUGUCCAAGGUGGAUGUUUUUGAUAUUUCUUUAUUUUGGCGUUGACUUUGCGAAAUGUCUUGGAAAAAUUAUAUAUCUUUCAUAUAACUAUUUUAAUAGUAAUUUUAAAGUUUACUAUUUACGUUGAAUAUGAUAUUUAUUACUUUUCGCUUUAAGAUUUUAACAAUUUUUAAAUACUAAUUUUAGUUUCAUAAAUAUAGGCAACUUUUAUUGCUUAAAAAAUUACUUAAGUCAGAUAACUCCACACUUUGUGAUGAUGCUUAGCUACUACUGGUGGAACAGGUGCAGCUCAGCAAGAUAGAAAUGUAGACGAUGAUGACGCUAAAGCAACGUGUUAGCCAUUUAAGCAAGGUCAGCAAGGAAGCUACUUGCCGAGCUAGCACCGUUAAACAAGCUGAUUAGUCUAUAUCAAAAUGAUUUUAAUUGUGCAAUAAAUACACCUUAAAAACAUAACUAAAUUAACUAAUAAAUAUAUUUGAUACGAUUAAAUAUGCGUUUAUUUUGUAACUUAAAAAGUGGUAUUAAGCCGUUUUCCGAUGUGCCCACGUUAAAAUCCCGUCCGCUACUUGGGCAUGCGUACUUGUUUCUACCCAAAUGGAUGGGAGGCAAAUACAAUAUCGAAAAGUUUACCGAAGCUAUUGAAGACUUAUCAAAAUCUUUGGGUACCAUUUUUAAAUUGCGUUUAGGGGGUAUUGAUAUGUUGAUAACUUUAGAUGUAGAACAUGCAAAAACUAUGUACCGAAACGAGGGUAAAUACCCAAUUCGACCUCCUUUUCACGCUCUUAUAAAAUAUCGCAAGGAAAUUUUCGGAAGUGUAGGAGUUGUUCCCGGAAAUGGUACCGAGUGGCACAAAUUUCGAAGUAGUGUCAAUCCUAUGCUCAAACCUGAUUUGGUGCAUCAUUACCAGCCACAACUUCAUACAAUUGCACAAAAAUUCGUCAAAUACGUUGAACAUAAAAUAAAAACAAAUCAUGAAUUAGAUAAUGUCUAUGAUGAUUCACUUUUAUAUGCAAUUCAAGCAAUUUCAGUGAUAAGUCCCGGACACGAAUUUGAUUGUUUAUUAUUACCUACUACAAUUGAUUCUAAAGAAAUAAUUGCGGCAAGUAUGGAUUUUAUGGACGGUUUACAUUCCACAUUGAUUGGUUUACCACUCUGGAAAGUUUUCAAAACGGAGGGAUAUAAAAAGUUAGAAUCCUCUCACAACACAAUGAAAUUGAUAUUAGGAAAAUAUGUGCAAUUCCACUAUCAAGAAUAUACUUCAAACAAAAACAAAUUAAAGGAAGAGCAGCCAUUUAUAUAUGAAUUAUUUGCAAAUGAAAAACUUUCAUAUCAAGACUGUCUUCUGGUGGUAAUUGAGACAUUUUUGGGUGGAAUUGAUGCAACCGCCACUACUAUUAGUUUCACGAUGUGGUUUUUAGCACAAGACGCUGCUUUGCAAAACAAAGUAAAGAAUGACCAAACAAAUGAGUUACUAAAAGCUUGUGUUAAAGAAACAUUACGACUUAAAACAACAGCUGGAGCAAAUAGUAGAUUUUUACCUCAUGACGUUGACAUCGGAGGAUAUUCAGUACCUAAAAAUACAUUGGUGAUGUCUUUUGUAUCAGCAAUGGGAAAACGUGAAGAAUACUUUAAAGAACCAUUAAAAUACAUACCUGAAAGGUGGUUGCGAAAGAAUAAAGGAGAUAUUCAUCCCUACGCAUCAUUACCGUUCGGGCAUGGUGCCAGAAUGUGUCCUGGGAGACGAAUUGCUGAAAGUGAAAUAGUUAUAUUACUUCGCCAUGUCCUUGAUAACUUCCAUUUGUCCUCCCCUAAGAUCGAUAAUGGCGGCGGCGACAUUGGCAUGGUAUUCAGAAUGAACAGAAUUCCUGAAACUAAAAUACCAAUUCAGUUUAGUAAGCAUGGUAUCCCGAUGAAUACCAAAUGAGUUUUUUUAACAAAAUGUCUUUAUUAUAUACAUAAAGUUCUUUGUGCCAGAAUACGUCGUAUUAAAUUCGGUGUACAAUAAUUGUAAUAUUACAGCAAUGUAAUAUAAGUUAGCAACUUACAACUGUCCUAACGUAAUUUCAAUUUCAACACAUUUUAUUACGUCUGCAUGGGUAAUCACAAGCAAGGAAGUCAAAUAUUGUUAAAAUUAACAUACAUUUACCGAUGCUAGAGGUCUAAAAAUCCAUUAACGGAUUUAUAAAUCAACUAUAAUAUUUAUAUAUUGGCCUGUUAAAGUAAACGUUGUCCUCACUUUUGAA